AUGACAAAACACUUUCGCUUAGAUAUGGCUCCGUAUUCGGUGAUGGUAACAGGAGCCAAUCGUGGUCUUGGUCUUGGUCUGGUGAAAGAAUUCCUAAAGAACAAGGAGAUUUGCCAAGUUAUAGCAACUGCUCGUAAUCCAGGCGACGCGAAGGACCUUAAGCAAGUGAACGACAGUCGACUGCGUCUCGUACAACUUGACGUAACAAACGAUGAAUCCAUAAAGAAAGCCUAUGUGGAGGUAGAGAAGAUUGUUGGCGACAGAGGCCUCACCACACUGCUGAACAACGCUGGUGUAUGGGUGAAGUAUGUCACAAAGCAAGAACCGAACAGGGCUGAUUUCAUGGCGAAUCUCGACACGAAUGCUGCCAGUGUGGCCAUUCUUACACAAGUAAUUUCUACACUUUUAUUCAACGAAUGCUGCCACACAGGACUGCAUCUCAGAGUUAUACUGAAAGAGCUUACAUUGCAGAGCUUCCUGCCUCUAAUGCGUAAAUCAGCCGCUCAGGUGAAAGGAGAUUUCUCACCGGAUCGUGCUGCCAUUUUGAACAUAUCAGCUAGUUACGGCUCAAUAAGCAAAAACACUACUGGAUCAGGACCACUCAAGGGCCUGUCCUACAUGACGAGUAAGUCAGCGCUCAAUUCCUUGAUGAAGACAAUGUCCAUUGAUUUGAAGUCCGACGGCAUUCUUGUCGCCAAUUUCUGUCCGGGCUGGGUACAGACCGACAUGGGUGGAGCGAAGGCCCCCCUAACGGUUGACCAGUCAGCUGCUGCAUUAGUGUCGUCGUUUGCCAAGUUGGACAAGAAGCACCACGGCGGUUUCUUCAGCAGAACUCUUGAAGCCAAUUCCAUACUGAAUUCAAGAUUAAUGCUAGAUGAACGAUAA
This is a messenger RNA of Ostertagia ostertagi, 885 nucleotides long. The record is from the annotation of a GenBank genome assembly. Lineage: Eukaryota; Metazoa; Nematoda; Chromadorea; Rhabditida; Trichostrongylidae.